Messenger RNA from Hevea brasiliensis (rubber tree), 1764 nucleotides. RefSeq lists its product as uncharacterized. The transcript has 2 exons. Lineage: Eukaryota; Viridiplantae; Streptophyta; Magnoliopsida; Malpighiales; Euphorbiaceae. Bases 332 to 1141 code for a protein of 269 amino acids. The record is from RefSeq and is a predicted model, not a curated record.
AUAAAAACGAUGUCGUUUAAAAGGAGAUGGGCGGCUGCAUUCUGUCCUUUCGUUGUCUGGUUGCACAUGGAUCUCGGCUGGAAAGACGCUUGUAUUCUGUAAUCGGAAUUAAUUCUGCAUUUCUUUCUGAUUUCACUGAAUCUAAAUAAAAGCAGAUCUUUUUAUUAUUUAAUUUUGCUCUCUAUCGACAUAGCGAAAGAGGAAGAGACGCAACCUUCUUCCUUCCUGGUUUAAGUCCAUUAGUGGUUUGCUGGCACUGUUCAAUGUUUUAACAUACGUAGUGUACUUAAACAAGUAACCCUUUUCUAAGUCAAAUUGUUUGGCAUUCAGCAUGUUGGGUUUUGCUUCAAAAGCGAUUAAUGGUUCCUUAAGGUUGAAGAAUGAUCUUUCAAAGCGGAGUCAAGCUUAUUCAGAAUGCUCAGAUGAUGAAUUAUCAUUAAACAACGGCAGAGAAGAGGGACUGGAAUGCCCUAUAUGCUGGGAAUCUUUUAACAUUGUUGAAAAUUUGCCCUAUGUUUUGUGGUGUGGCCACACCCUCUGUAAGAAUUGUGUGCUAGGGCUGCAAAGGGCUAUGGUGAAACUUCCUACCCUCCCGAUCCAGCUUCCAUUCUUCAUUUCUUGUCCUUGGUGUAAUCUAUUAUCUUUCAGAUUGGUCCACAAAGGACACCUCAGGUUUCCUCGGAAGAACUACUUUCUACUUUGGAUGGUUGAGAGCAUGAAUGGUGAUAGGUCAAAGUCAUAUUUCUCCUUUCGUGGGGAUCAUCAGCCUGUUUCUUCUUCAAAAAGAAAUCAAGCCAUGGGCAAUCAAGUUACCCAUAUGAGCAACAGGCGAGCCUCAUAUCCUUGUCCUCCAGAACAAGCAGCAUCUAACCUUGACGAAGGUCGCCUUAACAUUAGAUACUUCAAUGCUGAGAGACUUCAGUUAUCCUUUCGCAAGUCGUUGGUUUUCUUUGUUCACUUGACAGCUAAGUUUCCAUUGAUUGUCAUAUUUCUUCUGAUUGUUUUGUAUGCAAUACCGGCCAGUGCAGCCAUCUUGUCACUCUACAUCCUUAUCACCUUUGUAUUUGCUCUCCCUUCUUUUCUUAUCUUGUACUUUGCCUUACCCAGUCUGGAUUGGUUGGUUAGAGAAAUCAUCACUUGAGUUACCAUUCUCCUACAUGCCCGAUGUCACAAAUGGGUGGCAUUUCUCUUAUUGCCAGUCCAGUUACAUAGUGCAAUUUGACGACUUUACCUCUAUUAGAUGCUGACCAGCUUCGUGGUUUUACAAACCAUGGAGCUCAACUUGAAGUUCUUCAAUCAAAUCACCUCCUUAUCAAACAUAUUUUAGCAUGCGGCAAAUAAGUUGAUUUCAGAUGUUACAUUGGUCUUGAGAACGCUGUUCUUUUGUAAUUCCAAAAUUUUGGGGAGCAAUUAAUGAUCUGUAGUAGAAAUAUAAUGAAGACGUACGGGUAUUAUUCUGCUGCAGUGUACAUUUAGGCGCGAGAAAGCUCUUGCAAGAAGACUAAUAUGUAGAAGAUUGUCCCUGUUUUGUGUGUCGAGGGUAAUGACCUUUUCAGUACUUUGCUACUAUAUUUUGGAUCUUUGAUGGACUGUACAUUGAAUGCUCCUAUUUUGCCUUUUUGGUUAUGGUAUGCAAGUGAAACUAUGCAAUUCCUUUUCCAUAGAUGUCCUUUUGUAUUGGUGAGAGAUUGUAUGUGCACAUUUCAUGAAGCGUCAUUUUAAAACACAUGGAUGUUUGUUUAGCUACAAGUAUUAUUUUUAUUA